Molecule: messenger RNA, 1959 nt
Organism: Colletotrichum gloeosporioides
Lineage: Eukaryota; Fungi; Ascomycota; Sordariomycetes; Glomerellales; Glomerellaceae
Exons: 2
Coding region: 1-1959 (652 amino acids)
Source: RefSeq, a predicted model, not a curated record
AUGUCCACAACCACUACCCAGGAUCCUCCAAGAUGCAAAAGAGGCUGGUUGAAAUGGGCCAAGGCUCAAAUGCACCCAAAGUACGCCGAAGUACAAGACUUGGACUUCCAACUGCGCCGGGUUAUCAACGCCAUUUCCUGGGACAAGAUGCACAAGAGAGUACACGUCAAACAGGAACCGCCCUAUAUGCGACUUCUGGUCUUCCUAGGCAAUACCCAGAACAACAGAAUGCGUCCGCCUUCACCUGUGGACUGCGAGGCAGUGAGAAUCAUGAACGGCGGCGAAUUUCCCGACAUCAUCUCAAGCCUUCUCAGGAACGCAGGCUGGGAGCCCAGCCUAUGCACCGACCCGUAUCUGAUUGCGAUAGAAAGAAUCUUGCGUCCUCCGCCUCCGCCUCCACCAGAGAAGGAGAAAGAAGACCUUGCUCCAAAAGAGCUAAUACCUUGGAUGGAAUGGGCCAAGCGCCAGAAGAAUCCGGCAUUCGAUGACGCCCCUGAGCGGGCGGAGCUCGAAGACAACCUCGAAGCCGUGAGAUGGAACGUCAAAACCCCAAAGUGCUACAAGCUGCAGCAGCCCUUUAUUUUCCUCAUGGGGCGCUGGGGUCCCGAUGGAGAACGCGGACCGGAUGACGUGCCCUCCGUCAUCGACCUCGAGGCAACGAGGAUCAUGAACAAUGGCAAGCUGCCUCGAGAGCUGUGCGAGUGGCUUGCCAAUGCCGGUUGGGACGCCGAGAAAUGUUGCAACCCGAAGCUGUCCAUCGCGGAGAAGAAACUCUCAACCGACCCUCCGACAACCACGCAGCAUCAACAGCCGGCUACCCCUAGGCCAGUGGACGGAGGUCAAGAGGCCGCGAACACACCCCCGGAUACCCCAGAGGGCGAUGAAGAGAUAACUCCCGCUUCCCCUGAAGUUGCCGAGAAAGUUGAAAGACCGCAGACGCCAACACCACCUCAACUAUCGGGCUUUGCGUCUUCGUACAACCAUCAAUUCGACCCAGAUGACUGUCCACGCUUGGAAAUGCUCUGGAGAUCAACCCCGGCACCGAGCACUGAAGACAGGGAGGGACAAAUUCCUCCUCCAAAGAUGAGAGCCUCCAAGCGUCAUUCGGCCGAUGACCACGGAGAAUCGGAUCAGCACCCAAAGAGACAGAGAACGAGCAUGUUGCCGGGCGAUCCUCUCGGUGUAAGUGGGAGCUUUACUCCCGGAAGAAGGAGCAACUAUCAGACCUUCCCUUCAAGCACCACCCACCCGCGUGGAGUCACCAGUCCGCGCCAGAACUUCUUCGACACCUCAUCUGCGCCUCAAAACACCAACACCCGAGCGUCUUCCCUCAACAACCCCGCCAGACCACCACCUCCCACGCCUUUCCCUUCAGCAACCUUCGCCAGAGCCACCGUCGCUCCCCCAGCAGACCAAGCCCUCCCCGGCACCCGCACUCCUCAACCUACUACCAUCCCUAGCACGCCAAUGCGAUCCCAACCUCCCACCUCAGACCAAUCCUUUCCUCCCAUCUUCCACGACAUGAUGUCCAAAAUGGCAGACAUGAGCGCCGCCGUCACCGCCCAGGUCCAGCUCCGCGACGAAGAGCACCACCACCACAAAGACCGCCUCCGCCGCGCUUUCCUCGCCGUCGAGCACGCCUCGCGCGAAGUCGGACGUGCCGGUAACGCCUUCGACAUUGCACGCCGCGACCUCGACAUGGCCCUCGAGCAGCAGAACGUCACCAUCGUGACGCUGAAGACCCUUCUCGACACUGAUGAAGUUGAGGCGCAUCCGGUACAUCUUGACGAACCCGAGGCCCUUACGCGCGAGCGAGAGUCUAGCCUCCCGCAGCUCUUCGGUACGCUUUCGCAUUUCAGCAUGUUUAUGGUACUACACGUCACCCACACGUUCAUCCUUCUCGGCUACUUCCUCACCCAGGGAGGCUUCAAUUUCUUCAAAUAUCUUCGUCAGGCCUGA